GUAUGACACAUAACGUUGAAUCCGAUUCAGAACGCGCCAAAGAUGCCAACAGAUGUUUUCUAGGAGCUCGCAGUUUUGUCACGCGCUGACUGACAGACUGUUGUUUGCGACAGCAGAACUCGUGUGUGAGACUGAAAUGGGAGGAUUGGCGCUGCAUCUCGCUGAUGUGGGGAUCUGCAUUCUCAUGCUCGCUGUGACAGCAAGCCAUGCUAAUGAGGUGAACCACUGUACUGCUGCCGGGGCAAAAACCUGCUCAGAAUGUAUCCAGAUCGGCACAGGAUGUGCUUACUGCCCUGAUGAGAUAUUCGAGUAUGAGCGUUGUGACCUGAAGGAAAACUUGGAGGCUCGUAAAUGUAGUAGACAUAUGGUAACAAUUGAGAGCAGCAGUAAAACUUUAAAGAAUGUGACAAUUAAUAAGUCACUAACGUACUCUCAGGUGGCCCCUCAGCAAAUGAGUAUGACGCUUCUCCCCGGGGAAGAGAGGGAGGUGGAGAUGGAGGUGUUUGAACCAGCCCGUGGCCCUCUGGACCUCUACAUCCUCAUGGACUUCUCACAUUCUAUGUCUGAUGAUCUGGACAACUUGAAGAGGAUGGGAGACCAGCUGGCUGAGCUUGUUGGCAAAAUCUCUGACGAUUACACCAUCGGAUUUGGCAAGUUUGUGGACAAAGUCACCGAGCCUCAGACUGACAUGAGACCAGCUAAAUUAAAAGUGCCGUGGGCCAACGCUGACCCUCCGUUUUCAUUCCGUAAUGUCAUCACACUCACAAAAAACAUAGACACCUUUAGACAAAAGCUCCAGCAAGAGUGCAUAUCUGGCAACCUGGAUGCCCCCGAGGGGGGAUUUGAUGCCAUCUUACAGGCUGCUGUCUGCCAGGAACAAAUUGGCUGGAGGAAUGACAGCACCCACUUGCUUGUCUUCUCCACUGAAUCAGCCUUCCAUUAUGAGGCAGACGGUGCCAAUGUGCUCGCGGGCAUCUUGGAUCGUAACGAUGAGCAAUGCCAUCUUACUUCAGAUGGAAAUUACACACAUGAUACUCGUCAAGACUACCCAUCCAUACCCACCAUAGUGCGACUCCUGAUGAAACAUAACAUCAUCCCAAUCUUCGCCAUUACUAACCACUCCUAUUCAUACUACGAGAAACUCCAAGAAUACUUCCCUAUUGCUGAGCUAGGACGGUUACAAGAAGAUUCCUCCAACAUCUUGAGCAUUUUAAAAAAUGCUUUUGAAAAUAUUCGUUCCAAGAUCAGUAUCCGUGCAGAGGACAGACCAAAGGCAGUGAAAGUCAACAUACACUCUCAGUCUGGCACUUUUUCUGAAUCUGGCAAAUAUAAAAUCACACCAGGUGAAAUUGGUAAAUUUACAGUCAGUCUGAAGGCUCUUACUCAGGUGGGAGAGCAGCAUGUUUGUAAUGCCAACCAGGCUGACCGAGCUGGAGCCUUAAGAGUCAAACCAACCACAUUUAGCUCCGCCCUCAGAAUCAAGGCCGAAGUGCUCUGUCAUACAUGUGACUGCGAAAAGACUCCGGUUAAAAAUGCAGCGCGCUGUAACGGCCAAGGAGAUCUUGUCUGUGGGAAAUGCCAGUGUUCUGAUGGAUGGCAAGGCCCUUUCUGUAACUGUUCUGAGGUCUCCACGGACUCAGCCAAGUGCAUCGAACCUGGGAAGAACGAGUCUUGCUCGGGCAGAGGAGACUGCAUGUGUGGGACCUGUAUGUGCUAUAACCCAUUCCAGUUUGAAGGGCCCUUCUGCCAGUUUGACAAAUCUCAGUGCCAGAGAUUUGGUGGAUUUCUCUGUAAUGAACGUGGAAGCUGCAGUAUGGGCAGAUGUGUUUGUACACCGGGAUGGACUGGAGAUGCCUGUGAAUGUCUCAGCAGCAACAAAUUAUGUCUGGACAGCAAAGGGGGCAUCUGUAAUGGCCUUGGUGAAUGCAAAUGUGGUCGUUGUGAGUGUGCAAAAUCUGGAAUUCCACUGAGCCCCACUUGUGAAGCAAACUUCCAGCAACUAUUGGGUAUAUGUGAAGGCAAGAGGAGCUGCGUUCAGUGCCAGGCUUGGAACACCGGAGAGAGAAAAGGACGGAAAUGUAAUAACUGUCCCUUUAAAAUCAUCAUGGUGGAAGAGCUCGAAGACAAUAACAAAGUAAUAGAGACAUGCAGUUUCCGUGACGAAGAUGAUGACUGCACAUAUCACUACACUGUGAAUUAUCCAUUAAACAUCACAGACAAAGAACACCACGUCCUAGUAAAGAAAAAGAAAGAUUGUCCACCUGCAGGUUUACUGUGGUUGAUUCCUCUUAUUAUGUUUCUGAUGCUGUUGCUUGGUUUGCUUUUGCUCUGCUGCUGGAAAUACUGUACCUGUUGCCAGGCGUGUCUUGCUCUUCUCCCAUGCUGUGGCAGAGGUCGUAUUGUGGGAUUCACAGAAGACCACUAUAUGCUACGUCAGCCUUUGUUGACCACUGAUCAUUUGGACACCCCAAUGGUGCGCACCGGCCCACCCAAGAGCACAGACAUUGUUCGCUGGAAAGUGAUGGACAAUGUGCAUCGAGUACCAAACCACCCACAGAACCAAAUCAAACCCAACCCCAAAGAGAUCAUUCAGUACCCUAUCUCUCUUCGUCUGAACCGGCAAUAUUCAGAAACUCUUUCCAAAGAGUCUCGGGACACAGACAGGCUCAGGCAAGAAGUUGAGGACAACCUCAAUGAUGUGUUCCUGCAGAUCCCUGGCGCACAGAGAGUGCAAAAGUCUCUGUUCAGGACACAAAGAAAUUCUGGAAAGAGAAAGAACAACACAAUUGUAGACACAGUGUUAUCUGCCCCUCGCGCCAGUUACCCAGAUAUAGUGAAACUGACAGAUAAACAGGUUCAGGCUGGAAAUUUCCGGGACCUGAAAGUGGUUCCAGGCUACUACACUGUAGCUACUGACAGAGAAGCGGCAGGUGCUGUGGAGUUUCAAGAGGGUGUGGAGUCAGUGGAUGUCCGAAUUCCCCUCUUUUUGAAAGAUGAGGAUGAUGAAAAGAAGGAGCUGCUUGUUCAAGCCAUUGACGUUCCAGUUGGACUUGCGAAGAUUGGCAAAGAUCAUGUCAACAUCACUGUGAUUAAGGAACAUGCUAGAAGCAUCUUUACCUUCCUGCAGCCGUCAUACACCUACAGUCGUCAGGAUGGUGUGGCAAACAUCCCGAUCAGUCGUGAGAUCAUAGAGGAUGGAUGGACACAGGUCACAUACUGCACCAAUGACCUCACUGCCAAAGACAAGAAGGACUAUAUCUCAGUUGAUGGAGACUUGAUUUAUGGACCAGGGGAAACACAGAAGACUGUCCCAGUGAAACUCUUGGAGCUUGGCGAGGGAGAUGGACUGCUAGAGGACAAACAAGUCAAACAGUUUGUGAUGGAUCUGAGCAACCCACGGCAAGGUGCUAAACUGGGCCGCUACCCACGCUCCACUAUCACCAUCGCCGAUAAACCAGGGGAUGGGAAACUGGGUUUCCAGAAAAUAGAACAUAUGAAUCAGUCACCCACAUCUCCUGGAGGACGCCUCUACGUUCCAACCAACAUCAAGGCUGUUGCUUCCGGCCCUAAAAACAUCCGCCUGAACUGGAACCCCAGUGCAAAUGCCAGUGGUUACAAGGUGAAGUACUGGAUUUAUGGAGACCCUGAGGCUGAUGCUCAGGUGCUGGAUGUGAAGACUCCUCAAGCCGAGCUGACUAAUCUCUACCCAUACUGCGACUAUGAGAUGCGAGUAUGUGGCUACAAUGCACUCGGAGAGGGCAAUUACAGUGAUAUCAUUCAAUGCCAGUCUCUAGAGGAUGUACCUGGUGAACCUGGUCGCUUGGCUUUCAAUGUCAUCAGCCCAACUGUCACUCAGGUCAGCUGGGCAGAACCAGCAGAGACGAAUGGGUUCAUAACUUCAUAUGAGGUUAUCUACACACCUAUCGACGAGAACAAGAAACCUGUAGGACUUUCUAAGAAGGUAAUGAUUGACAACCCCAAAAAGCGCAUGCUGCUCAUUGAGAACCUGCAGCCUUCUCAGACCUACUGUUACAAAGUGCGUGCUCGCAAUAAGGUGGGCUGGGGCCCAUACAGAGACGCCACAAUCAACCUGGCUUCACAACCUACCAGACCCAUGUCAAUUCCCAUCAUUCCUGACAUUCCCAUUGUGGAUGCAGAAGCUGGAGAUGAAUAUGACAGCUAUCUGAUGUACAGUAAUGAAGUACUACGAUCCCCAACGGGUCGCCAGAGGCCUAGCAUCACAGAUAUGACUGAUGAUCAGUUUGGAAAUGGAAAGUGGGACCAGAGUUUCCUGUUACUAGGAGGAAGCGGUUCCCUUUCCCGCAAUGUCAGUUCCUCCUCAUCCACUUAUAGCCAUUCCACACCCCGUCUUGGUGUGAACAAUAACAGCAGCACCACAGCGUACAUUUCUGGCAAAGGAGGUUCAACGACACACAGAUAUGAUCUUAGGGAUGGUGGACUUCUCAAAGAAGAAGUGAUUCUGAGGAAGCGUUCUGUGAACAGGCAUUACACAGAAAGUGAUGGAACCAGAGAUUCUAUUGUCAUGGGAAACCUGUCUGCUGGAUUUCUGGACAACUUGGGGGUCUCUAGCUUCAGCCAGAGUACAACUGGCAGCUACAGCUUGAGCUCCAGAGCUCGUGCUCAGUCUGAAGAUAUCAACGAUGCACUGCAGAACCUGGAUGGUGUUCUUCAGGACUCUCGCUUCAACCCGGGUGUCCCUGAGACUCCCAGCAGACUGGUUUUCUCUGCCCUGGGGCCCACAGCCCUGAAAGUGAGCUGGCAGGAGCCCCACUGUGAGACCGAUGUACUGGGGUACUGCAUCCUUUACCAGCUUCUCAGUGGAGGUGAGGUAAAGCGUAUCGAGGUGAACAAUCCCACUCAGAACUCUGUGGUGGUUCAGGAUCUUCUGCCCAACCAAUCCUACAUGUUUAAAGUGAAGGCCCAGAGUCGAGAGGGCUGGAGUUUUCAGAGAGAGGGAGUCAUCACCAUUGAGUCUGCAGUCGACCCCAAGAGUCCACUGAGCCCAAUGCCAGGAUCUCCAUUCACUCUCAGCACUCCCAGCGCUCCGGGACCUUUGAUCUUCACAGCUUUGAGUCCAGACACACUGCAGCUGAGCUGGGAGAAACCCCGCAAACCCAACGGGGACAUCUUGGGCUAUGUGGUUACCUGUGAACAGCUGCAUGGUGGAGGAGAUCUUCGCUCCUUCCUGGUGAAUGGCAAUGCUGCAAAUUCUUUGACUGUGUCUGACCUGAAAGAAAACAUGCCGUACAAAUUCAAAGUUCAAGCCCAGACCACACAGGGCUUUGGACCGGAGCGAGAGGGCAUCAUCACCAUCGAAUCCCAAGAUGGGGGCUCCAUGUCACAGUACAACAGUCAUUCAGUCACAAAGAGAGAGGUGUUCAACCUACCAACAGAGAUUACUUCACACAACAUGUUCUCAGAACCUUUUGUGUCUCCAGAAGGUAUGAUGAUGAUGUCGAGCCGACCGAUCACAGAGUCGGGCGGCACUAUCACGCGGCAGAUGGAGAUGGUGCAACGAGGAGUGAUGUCCAGCAGCACCGUCACUAAGAAGGUGGAGAGACAGUACUAUUAAGCCUAAUCUAACUACAUUUUGCCUUCAGCUGAAACCACAUGGCAGAGCAGCUGUAUAAACACAUGCUCAAAUCAAACUAGAAAAAGUUCACAGACCAAUGUGCACAAUAUAUGAUGUUUAUGUGAGCAUGAGAACAGCAGAGUUCUUGGAUUCCUCGGAUUGUUGGACCAAAGUCUUGAUAUUUUGUUUAAUGUAAAGACUUAAACCUUUUAGUGUUAUCUCAUUGCUUCCAAACAGGUAUUGGUUUAAACUUUUGGCAUUAAAUCAUGUUUCAUGUAGUGUUUGCGAGGAAUGUUACUGAUGUUUGUGGCAUGGGAUACGGCUCUGUUGCUCAUUUGAGAUUAACUGCAUUCAUUUUGACGACGUUUGAAGUUGGCAGGGAUCAUAUCAUGAUAUUUAUCAUUGACAUUGCUUUCAAGUUUCAAGAUGUAUCAAGUUUUUUGAGCAUGUAGGUUUUCUUAAAUGCAUUUCACAUCAAAUAUGCCAUGUCUCUUGAUUUAGAGUGUAUACGUCAAC
Molecule: messenger RNA, 6109 nt
Organism: Carassius carassius (crucian carp)
Lineage: Eukaryota; Metazoa; Chordata; Actinopteri; Cypriniformes; Cyprinidae
Product: integrin beta-4-like
Exons: 41
Coding region: 53-5593 (1846 amino acids)
Biological process (GO): cell migration; integrin-mediated signaling pathway; cell adhesion mediated by integrin
Cellular component (GO): focal adhesion; membrane; integrin complex
Molecular function (GO): integrin binding
Source: RefSeq, a predicted model, not a curated record